AUGGAGACCAAACUAAGAGCUACAAUCCUGAUUGUUUCGGACACAGCCUCGGAGGAUCCCGCUCGCGACAAGGUCGUCGAUGCACUCACGCCCAUCCUGGCCGCGGAGGGGAAGUGGGAACCCCCCGCAUUCAAGAUCGUCCCGGACGACAUGGUCCAGAUCCAACAGGCGGUUUGCGACUGGACCGAUGGCCCUGAUUGGUACAAUCUUGUUCUUCUCAGCGGAGGAACAGGUUUUGCUAUCAGAGACAAUACCCCCGAAGCAGUGUCACCCCUGAUACAGCGCCAUGCGCCGGGUCUAGUACACGGCAUGAUUGCUGCCUCGCUCAAAGUAACUCCCUUUGCUAUGAUGGCCAGACCAGUCGCUGGUGUUCGUGAGAAGACUUUGAUUAUUACUUUACCGGGUUCACCUAAAGGAGCCAUGGAGAACCUCGACGCUGUUGUUAAGCUUCUCCCGCAUGCCUGUCUACAGUCUGCCGGUGCCAAUUCACGGAAUCUCCAUGCUGGAGGCGUGAGGAAACUGGAAUCAGACGCUGGCAUUGGUGAUAAUCAACACCACCAUCAUCAUCAUCACCAUCACCACCAUGGCCAUGAUCAUGGACAUGGACACAAGGUCCCCAGAGCGCAUACGUCGCCGUCCGAAAGGCCGCAGUCCAAUGACCCCAGCGCAGGACCCCAUCGGCGCUAUCGCUCCUCGCCUUACCCAAUGCUGUCUGUAGAUGAAGCACUCCGGCGGAUCAAUGAACAAACCCCCGAGCCAGAAGUCAUUGAAGUCCCAGUGACUACGUCGUUGAUUGGAUCAGUCAUCGCCGAAGACGUCUAUGCUGCCGAAGCCGUGCCAGCGUAUCGAGCUAGUAUCGUGGAUGGCUACGCCAUCAUCGCACCAGGCUCCAGCGCCGACAACCAGUCCACAAAGGGCAUCUUCCCCGUAGCCUCUAUCACCCAUGCCAACAUCGGUGGCAAUCUGGAGCCACUGCAACCGGGCACAAUCGCUAGAAUCACCACAGGCGCCCCUCUCCCCCCGAAUGCAAAUGCCGUAGUCAUGGUCGAAGAUACCGUCUUGGAUUCUUGCACGCCUGAUGGCAAAGAAGAAGCCACGAUCGAAAUCCUUGCCGAAGACAUCGAGCCCGGCGAGAAUGUGCGCGAGCCUGGUAGCGAUGUCACACUAGGCUCAAAGAUUGUCGCCCGCGGCGACCUAAUCAGCCCCGUUGGUGGAGAGAUAGGCUUACUAGCAUCAACGGGUACCAAGACUGUCAAGGUCUUCAGGAAACCACGCGUAGGCGUUUUGAGCACCGGCGAUGAGCUCGUGGAACACAAUGACCCAUGCAUCCUCACUGGCGGGCAGAUCCGAGACUCCAACCGACCAUCACUACUCUCAUGUUUAAAUUCAUGGGGCUUCGAAACGGUCGACCUCGGCAUCGCUCGCGACACACCAGCCAGCGAGCUCGAGCAUGCCCUCCGCGACUCCCUACGGGGUAUCGGCCGGGCCUCCGCCAGCGUCGACGUGAUCAUCACAACCGGCGGCGUCUCAAUGGGCGAGCUCGACCUCCUCAAACCAACAAUUGAACGCUCCCUCGGCGGCACCAUUCACUUCGGCCGCGUCGCUAUGAAACCAGGCAAGCCAACCACCUUCGCAACCGUCCCUUUCAAAGCAUCCGGCGGUGCCACAUCCUCCCAGCAGGAACGCCAAUCAAAACUCAUUUUCUCGCUUCCCGGAAACCCGGCCUCCGCCCUCGUCACUCUCAAUCUGUUCGUCCUCCCCUCGCUGCACAAGCUCACAGGACUGGGCCACAGCUCCCAGGCAGUCAGCUCCAGGCCUUGGCUCGCGCCACAACUUGGUCUUCCGCGCGUCGCUGUCGUACUCACGCAUCAUUUCCCGCUUGACCCCAAGCGUACGGAAUACCACCGUGCUGUAGUGACGGCGUCGCGCUCUGAUGGCCGGUUGUACGCGACGAGUACGGGUCUCGAGGGCGCUGGACAGCGGUCCUCGAAGGUCGGUAGCCUUGCCAAGGCGAACGCCUUGGUUGUGCUACGGCCCGGACGAGGCAUUGGUAUCAAGGGCGAGAUUGUGGAAGCUUUGUUGAUGGGAGAUGUGCAUGGGUCGGACACCCGAGUCAUUUGCUAG
This is a messenger RNA of Penicillium paradoxum, 2124 nucleotides long. Its product is annotated as bifunctional molybdopterin adenylyltransferase MobB/molybdopterin molybdotransferase MoeA family protein. Lineage: Eukaryota; Fungi; Ascomycota; Eurotiomycetes; Eurotiales; Aspergillaceae. The record is from RefSeq and is a predicted model, not a curated record. Bases 1 to 2124 code for a protein of 707 amino acids. Gene Ontology annotation, biological process: Mo-molybdopterin cofactor biosynthetic process; molybdenum incorporation into molybdenum-molybdopterin complex. Gene Ontology annotation, molecular function: molybdopterin molybdotransferase activity. Gene Ontology annotation, cellular component: cytoplasm; cytosol. The transcript has 4 exons.